Messenger RNA from Hydractinia symbiolongicarpus, 1648 nucleotides. RefSeq names its product dolichyl-diphosphooligosaccharide--protein glycosyltransferase 48 kDa subunit-like. Bases 41 to 1366 code for a protein of 441 amino acids. The transcript is spliced from 8 exons. NCBI's taxonomy places the organism in Eukaryota, Metazoa, Cnidaria, Hydrozoa, Anthoathecata, Hydractiniidae. The record is from RefSeq and is a predicted model, not a curated record. Gene Ontology annotation, cellular component: endoplasmic reticulum membrane; oligosaccharyltransferase complex.
AAGAUCUCAAAGCUCUUCUCGCUCGCAGACGUCUUUCAAAAUGGAGGCAAAUUCAACGUGUCACAAGCUUCUUUCAUUUACAAUUUUAUCGUUUUUUACUAUCUCUUUGGUAUAUGGGAAAACUCUUGUAUUACUAGAUAAUCCUAGCAUUAAGGAAACACAUUCAAUAUUUUUUAAUAACUUAAAAGGUCAAGGUUUCGACUUAGUUUACAAAACUGCUGAUGAUGCAAGUUUAUCCUUGACAAAAUAUGGCGAGUACCUGUAUAAAAAUGUGAUCAUAUUUUCACCAACAGUUGAAGAAUUUGGUGGGUCAAUUGAUGUAGCUGCCAUAACUGAUUUUAUUGACAAUGGUGGUAAUGUUUUGGUUGCUGGCAGUUCUGCUGUUGGUACACCAAUUCGUGAGUUAGGUAGUGAUUGUGGAAUUGAAUUUGAUGAAGAGAAAACAUCUGUGCUGGAUCAUCAUAAUUUUGAUGUAUCAGAUGACGGCACACACACCACUGUAUUAUCGGAAGGCAAGAAUUUAAUUAAAUCAAAAGUCAUGUUUCCUUCAACAGUCGAAGCACCCAUCUUGUUUAAAGGAGUUGGAAUGACCGCUGACUCUGAUAACCCACUUGUGUUAGAAAUAUUAACAGCUUCUUCAACUGCUUAUUCGUAUUAUCCUGAUGAGAAAAUCACUGAGUAUCCACUGGCUGUUGGUAAAAACACACUUCUCAUUGGUGGCCAGCAAGCUCGAAACAAUGCGCGAGUGGUAUUUUGUGGCUCUUUGGAUUUCUUUAGUGAUCAAUUUUUUAUGUCAGGAGCACAAAAUGCUGCUCAGACUGCAUCGAAAUUCUUUCCUCAGUCUGGAAACAUGAAAGUUGCUAUUGAUGUUGCCAAGUGGACCUUCCAGCAAAGCGGUCUCAUUCGAGCAGUUUCAGUAUCUCAUCAUUUGGCCGGCGAAAAAAUUCCUCCUAUGGCUUACACCAUCGAACAGAACGUUGUUUACAACAUCAAGAUCGAAGAAUUUGCAAAUGGUAAAUGGGUGCCAUUCCAGGCUAGUGAUGUGCAAAUGGAAUUCUUCCGUAUCGAUCCUUUUGUGCGUACUUACUUGAAGCCGUCGGCCACUGGAGUAUUUAGCGUUCAAUUUAAAUUGCCGGAUGUUUAUGGUGUGUUCAAAUUUAAAGUUGAUUACGAUCGAAUUGGAUAUACUCAUUUGUUUAGUUCAACACAGGUUUCGGUCCGACCCAAGCAACACACGCAAUAUGAACGUUUCAUUGUAUCAGCCUAUCCGUACUACGCAUCAGCCUUCAGCAUGAUGAUUGGUAUUUGCAUCUUUAGUGUUGUCUUCUUACACCAUAAGGAUGACAAGAAAAUCAAGGACGAAUAAUUUUUUUGUCGAUGUAAUUUUUUAGCCACGCCUACAUUUUUUCUACAACAUUUGUGGAGUCAGUUUAUGCAGUUUUUUAAUAAGGAAAAUUCAAAGUUUAACUACGUGUCGCUAAGUCUUAACAAUGUCGUAACAUCGCAUUGUCUGCGUUUCGCAUUUUUUCAUUUGCCAUUAACAUAUUACAAAUUUAAGAUUUUGAGAUUUGUUUAAUGUUAGGGAAGUAUUUCUACAAGAAUACGAAAGGUAAAUAUUGAAGCUGGAAAAAUGUGUAAAUGUCAUUGA